Molecule: messenger RNA, 2054 nt
Organism: Agrilus planipennis (emerald ash borer)
Lineage: Eukaryota; Metazoa; Arthropoda; Insecta; Coleoptera; Buprestidae
Product: lebercilin-like protein
Exons: 5
Coding region: 120-1919 (599 amino acids)
Biological process (GO): intraciliary transport
Cellular component (GO): axoneme
Source: RefSeq, a predicted model, not a curated record
AUAGAAACUUAUUAUACAAACAUUUUUAACAACUAACUGACAAAUGUACACAAUUUUUCGUACAUUUACAUGAAUUUCCUUCACUUUUUUGAAUUAUACGUUGCUCAUAUUCAUAUAAAAUGUCUAGUCCUGGGACUGCUAGAAAACCUUUAGGUUCAAGAAACAGCAGUCGUGAAACCAUUUACUCUUCCAAUCCAAGUUGUCUUUUACACAAACGAAAACCUAUCGUUCAUCCCUUAGCAGCCUCGAUAAGAGUCAAUACAAAAAAUAAUAAUCUACAGCAGAGAGUAUUAUCCGCUAAACUUCUUAAACUUAAACAAAUUCAAAACCAACUGAACGACGCAAAUCACCAUUUAGCUGAACUCCAACAAGAGAAUAGAGCUCUUAAAACACUACAGGCACGACAAGAAAAAGCUCUUGCAAAAUACGAAGGAACUAAUGCAGAACUACCCAGACUACUACAAUCAUACGAAGAAGAAGUGCGAAUUUUGCAAAGUAAAAAUAAAACGUUACGAAAAGGAUUAAAAGAGGCAGGAGAGCAAUUAAAAGCAAAAGAUGAAGAAAUUAGCAACUUAAGAGAACAGUUGAAACAUCUUACAAACCUUUCUAAAGACAGGCAUUUAGAAGAAAGAGAAAAACUUGCAGAACAAAUUGAUGAACUUAAACUAAAGUUACAUAAAAGUGAAGAAGAAAUAACGAAUUUAAACAGGAAAAGUAUUCUUGACAACAAAAACUAUAAAUACAAAAUAAACACAGAAAUAUCAAAAACUAAACAGUAUCAAAAGGAAUUACAGCAAGCUUUCAAUGAAAUUGAUAAGCUAAAUAUAAUGAUAGAGGGAAAUAUAAAGGGACAGCCAAAUACAGUUCAAGGCAAAAAACGAUUCGGUAACAUUCAAAAAAGACAAUCGACUUCUCUAGUAAAUUUAGAAAAAGACACAAGUGCUUCGGAAAUUCAAAGCAAUCGUGAUGACCAACCAUUCGACGAUGCUGCUUCUAUAGAAAGUAAAGACGAUAUAAAACUGGAGCCAUUAUUAAAUGAAGCAAAUAAUACCAAACCCCCCUCAAAUGUGGUCUCGCAACAAAAUGGUUAUUUGGAGUCGCCAACAGAAAAAAUUAAAGCUAGACUUUCUGGAAAAAGAGAAGACGUGGAAGGCUCCAAAAUACCUACAUACACUCGAUUUUAUUCUCCUGAAAAAGCAGCCAAAAACGAAAAUGAUUUAACUCGUUCAAACUCCAACCUAGGAAAAUUAAUGUUAUCUGAAAAAGACAUUGAACUUUUAAGUAAAACAGACAAUGAAAACGUAGAUAUUACUACAAUAUCUUUAAAGCAAUUACAUUUCGAUAGGAACAGAUUGAACAUUAUAGGCGAAAAUUUAAAAUCUAGUAUACGGAAGGGAGUACAAUUAAAAGAUAAAUACGCUCUAGACGAAAAUCUCGAAGGUUAUUGUUCAUCUGUGAUAAACUCGGUGCAUAAAUGUAGUGAUAGUCUCGAAAAACAAUUGGUCACUUUUGAACAAAGCAAAGCUGAAAUGGACAAAGUCUUAAGUGAUCUGGACAGGGUCGACCAAAUAAGUCAAAAAUUAACCUCAGGCUCUUUACAAAUUGUAGAUAAACUUGAAAUUCCUAGUAAAGAUGUUGAUAUUGUAAACGAAAUAUUAAAGGACGAGUAUGUGUUUCAAAAAGAAGUUAAAAAAGAUCGCAAUGUUGCAAAAAAAUACGAUUUCCUUAUAGCUGCAACCAAAGAAAAGCAUAAAGAUGAGAAAAAGUCUGAUGUGGGACAAGAAGAUAAAAGAAAAUUGUUAGAGACGCUGAGAGCCAUUGAUGACGGAGAAGACGUAAAUUUUACUGAAAAUAUUGAUGGCAAUUCUGUAAAGAAAAAUAACUUAAUGAAAGAAUUAUUCGGGCAAGCAAGCAAAUAAAUAACGUUAAAUUGUUAUCUCUUCAGUACUAAUGUUUAGAUUUUUUAGUAGAAUUUUACAUCUAUAAUUAACGUUUUUGUAUUAUAUUUAUACAUAUUUUAAUGGUUAUUUCUGAAAUAAAUUUUAUUAAUAUCA